Messenger RNA from Nezara viridula (southern green stink bug), 6679 nucleotides. Lineage: Eukaryota; Metazoa; Arthropoda; Insecta; Hemiptera; Pentatomidae. The record is from the annotation of a GenBank genome assembly.
AUGGAUCGCGAACGUUUUAAGGGCAAUCCAGUCCAAGAUCGGAGUGAACAUUGGGGAGAGCUUAGGCGAGGGCAGGCUAGAAUCGAAUCGAGAAAUACGAAGCGGGACUUGGUGAUCCCGUUAUAUGCGAAACAUCUUAAGCUUCAACCGAGAGACAAGAUGCAUAUAGAAGUACAAGUAGCGCUAAACUUUGUCAUCUCCUACCUUUACAACAAACUGCCGAGGAGGAGGGUCAACAUAUUCGGAGAAGAGCUCGAAAAGGCACUUAAAGAAAAAUUCAGGGGGCACUGGUAUCCGGAAAAGCCAUUCAAAGGAUCCGCAUUCCGAUGUUUGAAAACCGGAGAUCCAGUAGACGCGGUAUUCGAGAGGGCAGCGCGAGAGAGUGGAGUCCUGAUCCAGGACAUCUUGGAGAACCUGCCAGCCGAUCUAGCUGUCUGGGUCGACCCUGGUGAGGUCUCCUACAGGAUCGGCGAGAAGGGAACCAUCAAAGUCCUCUACAAUGAGGCCAACGACGUGCACGAAGAGGCCAAUGCAGACAGGGAAGUCAUCAAGACCUUCAACCCGGAGGCGCAGUGCUUCAGGCCGAUAGAGGCUGGCUUGGGCGCACUGAGCCUCAGCCCCAAGGGGUCGCCCCCCCUGUCCCAGGAGGUCUCUCCGGCCUUCAAGGCUCCUGCAUCUCCCAGCCCAUCUACAUUCAUUCCCAGGACUACAGCACCUCUCACAUUCACCACGGCCACUUUUGCCCAGACCAAGUUCGGUAGCACCAAGCUGAAGACCAAUAGCAAGAGGGCAAACAGGAUGUCUCCUACGGAGUUCUCCAACUAUAUCAAGCAGCGUGCGAUGCAACAACAGCAAGCCGGUGCUGGGCACCAUAGCCUUCACCCUGGCUCGCCUGGUCGCUCCCUCUCUCCACCUCAUGACUUCCUCUAUCCGCCAUAUUAUGGCUACCCAGGAUCGGAGAUCUAUCACAAAUUUCCGUACCUAGAUCCAUAUUACACUGGAGGGACUCCAACAGGUGGUCAGCAAGGCAGCAGCCAGUCGAGCGAUGGAUCGACCAGCAAGCAGCAACAGCUUAUUGAUUCACUGGCAAGUUUCUCAGCUGGGUAUUCGCCCAGCCAGUUCCAGCAUCUCCUCGUCGCCAACUAAAUCAAGACUUAGAUAGCCCAACUGAUACCGUCUUCUCAUCUUCCCAUCUUCCUUUUCCAUGUGCCCAUAUCUCAAGACAGACUAAUUUUUUUAUUCAAACUAGUCCUGUGAAAUUUUUUUAAUUUUAUAAAUGAUUUUAUACAUUUUAUAGCUUAAACAGCUUUAUGCUCCUGCAAAAAAAAAUAAGUAUGAAUAUCACCUGAAGUAUCAUGAAAACCGAAAAUGGUAAUUUUUCUAUUAGCUUAUUGUAAAUUUAAUUUUUCAUUCCUAACAUGUUCAUAUUCUUCUGUAAUGCAUAAACCACUAAGCUGUCAAAUGGUGUUUUUCUACUUAAAUCUUCAAAUAAAUAUCCGGAUAUUAUUGCGGUACAUAAGGUGAUAUUUUAAUGUGACUUAAAAAGUUCUACUUGCCACUUAUUUUUUAUUUAUUUAUUAUUUUUUUAAAUUUAAUGACUUGGUUACAAAUCCAAAGAUUGAGUUGCAACUAAGAACCUAUUUAAAAAAAUGAAAAAAAAAAUGUACCUUUGCUAUUAUUAAGUAUAGGUAAGUCAUAUUGAAAAAAGAAAAAAAAAUUGAAAUUAUUAUGUGGAUCUCAUCCUUAAACUUUCCAAAUGUUGUGUUGCCUUCAACUGUGAUUCUGGCCUUAGUUCAAUAUUUUUUCGGGCUUUGAGGGAUAAAUGUUGCUUUAUAUAUGGCCUUAUUAAUGUUUAAAUAUCUCAAUUUUAUUUCUUCUCAAUUGUAAUUAAUGUAAGGACCUUAAUCCAAUGGGAAGGUUAGGUUAAAAAUAUAUUAAAAACCAACAAAAAAAAUGGGAAAGAUUGAUUAGAAAAGCCAAAGAGACUAUAAGACAGAAGCGAGAAUGUUUGUCUGGAAAAAAAAAGAAAGAAAAAGGCAGCACCCCCAUCCAAACUGAUAGGAAAGCAUGUGGAAGCUUUAUAAGGGUGAAGACCAGAAGCCCUAAAAGGCUGCCCUAAUGAUUCCCUCACCUGGAGCUCGAUGGAAAGCCAUUUUACAAAAUCUAUACUAAAAAUAAUGGAAAAAGGCUAAAACGCUGAAUUAGAUUUUUUAUAAUUAAAUAAUUUAUUUUUCAUACAUACAGAAUAGUUGAAUUAUUUUAGUGAAAUUUUAUAGUAUUAAUCGGAAUACUAUGUUGAAUGGUGUAUAUAGCGUACUUUUCACGCACUGUAAAAAUGAAUAUAAUGUUAUCGAUUUUGUUUAUCUCAUUCUGUUAUUGUGAUUAAUGAGCUUGGUAAGAGAUGCGGGAAGUGUUAAGCAUUGUAGAUAGAGGGAAGUGAUAGAAGACAAAUAAAGAAAGUGCCAGGAUUCAGCUAGUCAAAGGGGGUCCCUGCAUUUCCCUGUCUUACCUCAUCAAUACCAAACCCCAACAUCCUACCUAGUGAAUUGUGCGGUACCUGAAAAAAAUGAAAAAAAAAAUCAUUAUUUAUGUACUCCCCUGAUUUUUCGGUCAUAUCCUUUUGAUGCUUUCUCACUAUGAUCACUUUUUUCAUUAAACUGACUGAAAAAAAAAUUAAAACUUUAAAAAAAUAGGAAAAUGUGUAAAAGAAGGUUCUUCCCACAAUAUUUCAAUGCAGCAGUAUUGAUAUGAUUUCAUGUAUUAUAUCCCCAGAACUUUUCUUAUCAAGGUGAAAGUAUUAAAGUACAUAAUAGAUUUUUUAUAUUUAUUUAAUUUUUCAUCUUUUGUAUUAUUUUAUAUGGAAAUGUUUGAUAGGCAAGUUGCCAUUUUAUAUUUUUUUGGUUGAAUAUUUUAUAUUACUUUUUAUAAAUAAAAAAACUAAGAAAUAAAAAAAAAAUUGUUAAACCAUUUUUGUAGACAAACUCGUUUCAAUAUUUUUAUACUGUCGGUUACAAUACUUUUACAUUUUAGAGGCUAGUUUAUAUUAUAAAUAUAUGUAUAUGUAUAUAAAUACGUAUAUACAUAUAUGUAUAUGUGUAUUUAUACAUAUAUACAUAUAUGUAUAUUAUGCGAAGAUCAAAAGUAAAUUUUUAGAGAUAGAUUUCUAUCUAAUGGAAUUUCAAAUUCCUUUUAAUAACUUCACAUGUCUACAAAUUUGCUGCAUCUUCGUAGUUUUACAAAAAAAAAUUUAUGAUGAUGAGUUUUCUCUCAUGGUAAAUUAGUUUUGUUAUUUAUCUCUAAAUAGAUAGUGGUUUUGAAACAUGAAUAGAUUUAGGGCUAUAAUUCAAUAACAUUUUGUACUCUUUAUGUAAGCAUCAUGUAAGACUACUUACUGUCUAGGUUAUCUGGCCAGUUUCUUCAGAAACAUAAAAGCCAGCAGGAAAAUAUCCUGCUUCUAUCCUUUUGCAUGUUCUUUAUAUCAAUGUGAUUGUUAACAACUAGAUUCUUAACAUUUAUCUCAUAUGUAUGUACAUAAAUAUGUAUGUAAUCUUAGGCAUACAUACAUAUUUAUAGUUAUAUAUAUGAUUAUACAUAUAUAUAUUUUUUAUUAAACAGAGUUUUUGCACUAUGUUAAUCAUGCAUGGAAAAUUGGUAUGAUAUGAAUAUUAAUUUCAUCAAUGAAAAUGAAUAUUUGUACUUUAGUAUUUUUGUACUGUGACAACAUUUUAUAAACUUAGAAUAAGAUAAUUUAGUGUAAACUACAUUGUUUUGUGGUUGUGUUCCUUUUAUCACUGAUUUUAAUUUUUGUUAUAUUAAAAAUUACGUACUAUAUAUUUUAUACUAGGAAUUUUAGAAGCUUUUCUAUUUUUGAAUAUCACUAGGCUAAUUCCGAUGUCCUUUUUGAUGUGAAAAUUUUCUAGUUUAGUGUAAUAUAAAUUGGUGUAACUCAUCAUGUGCGGUGUGUAUUAAUUUAAGAGCGUUCAUUGUAGAUAACAUCUAACAAUGCUGCCACAUAUUUAUAAAUACUUGAUAUAAUUAACAUUGAAUAUUUUAAACUUAUCUGUAAUUAAAGGAUGCUUAUAUUACUAGUCACUCAAGUUACUUUUUUUCAUAUAUGUGAUAAAAUGAAAUUGUUUACAAUAUAUUUAGUCAGUGUAUUGAUUACGGUUAGUAAAUAUUUUCAAUAUUAAUUUAGAACAUUCCUCAGCAUCAGAUGUGUUGUAUAUGUAUGCUAAUAAAAUAUAUAUAUAUUUUCUAUUAUGAUUGAUACAAUGAACGUUCAUUAUUUUUUAUUAUUUUUUUUUUUUUUGUUUCUUUGAAUCAGACCAAUACGGUGUUAAAGUUACCUAGGGGAUUGUUAAACAUCCAUGUAGAUAAAAAUUAUAGAAAAAUUCACUUAUCACUAUAAUGGUGUACAUCUAUAUAGUUAGUUUUGUUUAUAUCUUAUACAUAAAUAUAUUUUUUAUUUUAAUAAAUACUAGUUCUAAUAGCAUAUUGUUAUUAUUUUUGUAUAAUGUAUUUUUAUCUUUUGAUUUUUUUGAAAUAAAUUUAUAUGUUUGGUUUUUUGUGUUUUGCUUUAUUUUGCUCGUUUUCAGUAGUUUUAUGAUUAAUGACUAAAAUUGGAUAUUUUGAUGAAUUUGUAUUAAUUAGUGUCCACAUAUUGAAGAUCAGUCAAAAAUCCCACUGAAAAUACUAAUGUCAAUAACAUAUAAAUCUAUUAUUAUUUUUUAAUUAACUAUUAUUUAUAUGAAAAAAGUGGUUGAAGAUCAAUACUUAAGCAUAUGGGUAAGAAAGCACUUUUAUAUUUUUAUCUAGCCAUAGUGUGUAUUAGCGAUUUAGACUAUUACCAAAAUAUUUUGGAUUGAGACAUAAAAUAGUAGUCCUAAACUAAAAUUAAGCUAUGUACCUGUUUUAUAAUUUGAUAAGAAAAUAGAAAUUUCAAAGACAUCCAUCAAGUUGGCAUUUGAUAUGAAUUACAUCUCUGUUUUCACUCAGUCCCAAUCCAAAAUGUGAGAUAAACUAUAUUGACAUGAUAGGGAUAAAUUUUAAUCUAAUUUGAAAGAGUGGUCAUUCCAAUAUUCUCAAGUGUGCUUUGUUCUUUGUCUACCUUUUCUUGAUCGAUUGUCAAGUAUAAGGCAGACAUGAGCAGAAAGCCAUCGGCCUAAGUGGAGACCACAGCGUGACUAUAUCAAUACAAUGUGUAUAUUCAAAAUAAGACCUUCUUACUCGUUACAUUUGGUUGAAUAAUUAAUGUAAUUGUCAAAGAAAAGAAAAAAGAAAACAAAAAAUUCAUUACAACUCAAUUUGACAACUCGUUCAAUAAAAUAAAACUUGAUAUUUAUGAAAAAAUAGGUGAAUUCCUCUAAUAGAGAUUAACAACGAAAGAGAGCUUAUGAAGAAAACAUUUCUAGAGACCAAAAAAGAUAAGUGUAACAUCCAGACUAAAAAAUAAAUGAAUUUUAAAGGAAUUACUUGUUAAAAAAUAUAAGUUCUUGUUAAAGGAACCUUCAUUGUUUUGUUUCAAAAAAGGAAAAGUGACACUUGUAAUUAGCACAGCUAGUCAUGACAAGUGUAAUGUUUGCUAAAACUAUAUAAUAAAAAAGUCAUCUCGGCAUAUAACGAUUGUACUUAACUUCAUAGCAUACUCUAAAAUUAUUAACCAUUUCCAACAGAUUAAAGCAUUUUAUAAUUAGAAACACUGUGAUUUUAGUUCACCCUUCAUAGUAUUAGUUUUAGCCCAAAGUAAAGCGCCUAAUUUCAUUCAUUAUAUGAUUAAUAUAAUAAAUGAUAAUUUCUUCUUUGAAACAUGGUCUAUAGAAUUAGGAAAUUGAUUAGAUGGUUUAGCAGGAAGAUUUAAAAAAUUCUUAAUUGAUGAGGGCUAUGAGUGAAGGUUCCUGUCGACAAUUGGAAAUAUUGCUUACACAACAUAGAACUAAGGCUCAAAAUAAAUAAAUUACCAUCUGUGAAUGUUAACAUAUUUUUAUUGAUGUCUAUGUUUUCAAAACUUUUGUCUAAAUGUGAAUACUAAUGUAAAACCUUCUUAAUGUGCUUCUUACUCUUUCCUUAAUAAUUAAAUGAAAAAAAGCAAUUAUUAAAAUAAUUUUACAUAGCUGUAAUAGCUAAAACCUAUAAUAGAUUAUAGUUGUCACUCUUCAUGUUCUUCAAAUUACCGAUGGUCAAGCGCAUUGUCCAAACAGUUCUGAAAUAUAGACAUACUGAUUUCAAUAGUGAUGAUAGGUGUUUGUAUUUAUAGUAUCUAUAAUAAUAAAUAUGGUUAAUUUUCAAAACAAAAACAAUAUUUAUUGAUUCAUUACUCCAGCGUCACAGCAAAGAGUUUUAUAGCGGUAUUUCAUUGAAACUACCAAAUGCCUCAAAUGUAAUAAGUAGAAGAAGGCUAUGGAUAUAUAUUGUUUAUGCUACAAACAUAUGUCCCCUGAAAAAAGCUGCUUUGCUUUUGCUCAGGUGUGAUUAGUUCUAAUUAUAUUUGUGUUUUAAUUUUAAUCUUUAGAUAUACAUUUUAUAAAAGCUGUCUUAGUAAAAUAAAUUAUAAUCACAGUUUAUAAUCGUGUAUAAAUGUGUAAAAAAUAUUAUAUAUGUAUAUAUUAUAUAAUUUUUCAUAUUGUACUAAAGUUGAAGUUUUUAAGUUUAUAUUAAAAUGUGUUUUCAGCAUUCUUAGUGA